Ornithodoros turicata is the source of this 4713-nucleotide messenger RNA. RefSeq lists its product as uncharacterized. NCBI's taxonomy places the organism in Eukaryota, Metazoa, Arthropoda, Arachnida, Ixodida, Argasidae. The transcript has 7 exons. Bases 107 to 778 code for a protein of 223 amino acids. The record is from RefSeq and is a predicted model, not a curated record.
GGUACGGAGCACGUGGUUUUGUCAGCUUGCUUGCUGGUAUUAAUUUGCUUCUGCAACACUGCUUAGUGCUUGUGCUCUUUAUUUAUAUCCCAACUGAAUCUUCAGAAUGUCGCGGCGCUGUGCUGUACCGCGUUGUUCAUCGCAGGGGGCAACCUUCCAUGCGCUUCCGAGGAGGAACCCCCGGAGACAGUUGUGGCUCGAUGCUUUGUGGCCACAAGGGGACUUACCCUACAACCUGAACAUAGUUGUGUGUAGUGAGCAUUUCACAGCGGACUCAUUCAUAGCUAAUACGCUGAAUGCUGCGGCUGCAAAAGAAGCUGGUAUUGCGUUUUCACGGACGAGGCUAACGAGCGAUGCAGUCCCAACGCUACGCCUGAAUGGGGACGACGUGCAAUCUUCUGACGAACCCGAGAGCGAAUGUUUUGAAGUGAUCGAACAGUCGCUCGGUUGCGCACUGGAGAACAAUGUCAAGAUGAUCCCUCAUGGGGAUCAUACGUACUCUUUGAGCUGGGACAGCCGCGGAAGUGAUGACGGAAACGAUAGUACCAGUGCGAGCGGAUAUGACGAAAGCAAUGGUGGCGAGCCAGAGCCAGACACUGUGUCGGUGUCCACUGAAACUGAUGCUUCACUGAUAACCUCAAAAAAUAAAGGUACGCAAGUGAAUUUCUGUGUGAAGGCGCUCGCCACAGUGGGGACACAGACAUACAUGUGGUUCAAGUGCAACGCAUGCAAGGGAAGCUGCCGUUUUGCCACGGCUGUCCAUCCAGGGGUGAGAUGAACACAUGAGGUGAGCAACACCCAUGAAGCAGGCGCCAGGUCCCAAACCAGAUUCCAAGGAACUAAUGCUGAUCAUCGAACAAGCAGGGCAUCAGUAUGGGUACAGUGCUGUGUGCAGUCGGGAAUGAUGACCACUUUGAAGACAAAGAAUUUUCAAACAAGCAGAGGACGUGGCUGAAAAAGUCAGCAUGCCCAGCAAUUCAUUGGGAUCAGUGCAUCGUGAGGGACAAUGAUUACUGACAAAUUUUGAGAAGGAACGAUGUGCUGACCUCUGUCGCUGGACUUCGAUCUUCGUUUUGUUCGACGUGUGUGUUGUACACAAUUAACGUAGAAGUUCUAUGGAACAAUGGGAAGAAAACACCAGGUGUUGGAGCUGUCACAUGCCCAUUUUGCGACGAAGUGGAAGGACUUGAAGGAUCCAACAUAGAUUCAUCCUUACAAUUUGAUGAGUAUUGUUCAGUUUCCAAAUCGUAAUGUCCAUUCGUAGCAGGGAUAUCUAAAAGAAAUAAUAAAUGACGAAAUUAGUUUCAAAAUUCCACUUGUGAUGAAAAAUUAUGAAAAGCCCUUACAUUCAGGGUCGUCGUCGUAGCUGAGCUCGGAGUCUUCAGUCCUUAUAGAUAUACACCUAGUGCCAUCGAUAAAACUUACCUGGAUCCAUCUGGAAAGGAUAAUGGAGCACACAACUGUUUUGAAAAGCCACACUGUUCACGAGCCAGUCGUGACGCAACUCGUGAGGAGAACAUUCUAUGGGCAAACUUCCCCACUCUCGGGGUCGUACCCGCCCGUCCGCCCAGCCUGCGAAGGGACAGAGACACUCAGCCAAUUGAACAAACAACCAAUAUUUAUUUUACCUUGGCACACCGCAACCAGACGCACCGUGUAGUACAGCAACAGAUAAGUAUCCUCCGCUCCAGUCCCGUGAGCACACCCCCCAAAACGCCGUCGGCGCGCGCUUAAAUGAUCUGCUUCCUGCGGCAGCGACCCGUGGUGAUAACAGUGUCCUGUUUCAGAUGUCUGGUGGCGCCACCCCAUACUCCCCACCCACAAGCCAACAGGCACAGUUCUCACAGGUCGUCGGGGAUGUCCAAGUCAAUGAGGUCGUCGUCCCUCUGUGGGGGUGCCUGCGCUACUUCGUCUGUGUGUCUCAGGAGAUGGGGGUGUAGCCUGUGAACGGUGGCUACGGCGGCGGCUAAGUCGACAUUGGCAGGGUUGCUACCCUCCACUCGGGAGCGAUGCAACUGUCCGCGGUGAUGGGCGGCAACAUUAAUCUGGGGGACCUGACAGUCUGGGCAAAGCAGGCGUUGCUCUUCCGGUGAGAGGGGUAGGAAAGGGUUUGCCGGGUGCCUCUCGGCAAGCGUCAAGUCUUGGAACGGCCUUGGAUGCGUGAAGGGUCCUGGGUCCUCAGAGGGCGGGCCUGCGCGGACCACUUGGAAUGAGAAGCCCAGGAGACUGUGUAGCCGUUGCUGACGACUGUCCAGGUAGCGGCAGACCGCCGCCUUGGUAGAAAGGAUCGAGAGCGUCCCUGAUACGGCGUCUUCCUUGUCCUCUCUGGGAAUCGAGAUGGCUGGGACAUAAUAGCUGUUAAAAAAAAAAAGAAAGGGUAAACAGUAAGAGGGAGACUCCAUACUGCGAGCACCUGGAAAAGCGCUCCACGAAUAUACCAGUGGAAGACUGUGUAACGGAAACCACACUAAACACACUGCAACGUGAGCACCAGGUUUUGGUGACCGAAAUAGUGAAUUAGCGGAGAUUCAGUGGCUAGACAGCCUUGUGGUCCGCGUGUUUGAAGCAAGGCGGACCUCUCGAGGUUCCUACCUGCAGUGAUCGUCCUCUGCAUGAAUACGAAGGGAUCAAACGCAUGGGGGAACAACACAUUAGAGUCACUGUUUGCUCAUCCCAACCAGCUAAAAGCCGGCACUCAUUCGAGUAGACGCAAAAUUAACUAGGAAGAUACGGUGAAACUACGAUCUUCCCAUGCUAUCGCUUCAGAGCUAUCAAAGUGAUAUGCUCGGAGAUACAAGCGUAAGCAGGGGUGUGGCACUGACGUGAUUACCUGUGCAACGCAUCAGAUAUCACUGCAACCUACAGGAUGCUCGUGAUUAUGACUUGGUUCAGGAUUAUCAGAAGUCUAAUGGCGCGUGCGGCAGGUGUGACAGUACAGGUAACAGCCAGCUGGCUGUUGACUGUACUGUAAGUAGAAGAGAAUAAAAUAGAGAAUCAGUAGAGAAUAGAUAGGGAAUAAAGAAUCGAUAGAGAUACAGGCAACCACAAUGCACUAGGCUAUUAUACAGGUAAGCAGAAUGCACCAAACUGAUAAUACUAACAUUGACAAUACAGAACCUCCAUAUAACCAAUUUGUAAGUGCUGGAUCUUUUUUGCUUUAAGUAGAGAAAUUCGUUGAAUGACUUUAAAGGUCCCGUUGAUAAAGAUGGUACCCGCACGGCAGAGCUUCUCCAGAUUUCCUUGUGUUGAAAACGCCUGAAAUAUUGAUUGAAGAGAUGCAAGCAUGUAUUCAACCGUGUGCUAUUCAGGGCCUUUUAUUGACAAACGUAGAAAGCUGCUCACCAAUAUUUUAUCCUCUGAACUGAAGAAAGUUGUCGCCGUCCAGUGUCUUCCGCCAGCAGCCCUUGACUUGACAUCAGUGAACGACGGCAUCGCUGCUGCACUUUGGGUGUCAGUGAUGCGCGCUGCAGCUUGGUCUCUGGAAUGCAAUAUCCACAAUAAAUGCCCGCAAGAUCAAUUUUUCCACGCUAGUUACGCACGUUCGCAUUGUCAAAUGUAACAUAACAAAAUGAAGAACCUCGUACCUGUAGAGCUGAAGGAUAGGCUUCAUGGGCUGCCGGCAUACAGAAUCUUUCAGGGCGGUCAUGUGGCGUCUGUAACUCGCUCUUGCUUAUCUGGUAUGUUCUCGCUCUUGUGGGGGUAUGCUGUCCCCAGUGGCUGCUGUAUGCUCCUUCGGAGAGCACAACGGUAGCACGGUAACCUCUAGCACAUUUGUAAUAUUCAGUAAAACUCGCGGAUAGCGACAUCGCGUAUUACGAUAUCACUCAUAAAACGAUGGUUCAUGAUUUUACCGUCAAAAUAUACAUUGGUUCUAUGGGGAUACGACCCGCGUAUAGCGAUGGAGACCGCGGUUCCGAGUAUUCGUAUAACGAUGUUGGACGCUGUCCCGUGCGCGUAACCACGCGGCGAUUUUCGCCGCGAUAAGAUACAGUAGAGUCUCGAUGCUACGAAUCUCACGGGGUAGCGGAAAAAAUUCGUAUCAUCUGAAAUUCACAUAAAAAGAAUUAAACCAGAAUAAAAUUUGAGGCAAGAAAGUAGACAGCGACUGUUCGUUUUCCAAUGCUGUCAGUGAAAGAGGUAGGUGGUAACGCUUUUGUGUCUCCGUAUUUGGCCGCAUUGGCUCAAAUUCGCGAGAUGAUUCAAAAGGCCUACCACGUGCUUUCCACCCGCGAGUCGCGCGACAGUGUUCUAAAGCGAGCUUCUCCUAGAGCACGCAGGCGUUAGGUGAAGCCGACUUGCGGAAUGGUGACGUGUAGUGUUGCCAGAAGUUGUCCUGCUAUGUUGUCUGGUUCCCUCCACGAGUUCUGAUCGCUGUUUUCCCAAGCCACUGCGAUGUCACACAGCUUCGCGUUUUUUUUUUUUUUAGCAUCUGUUUCUUUUUCUUUUGCUACACGCGGGGUGGCGCUAUUUAGGUCAGCCCUCGUUUAACGAUGUACCCCGUACAACGAUGGAAUUCGCGAUUACCGUCAAUAUCGUUAUACGCGGGUUUCACUGUAUGGUACCGUUCAUCAUCUUUGAGGUACGGUAGAUAUAACCCUCGACGAGCAGAUGUUUACACCCUCGUUCUGUGCUCAGAAACUCAAGCUGCUCCCUAGCUGCCAUACUGACGUGAAAUAAACUCCAGCAAUGCUUAUGAAUUGAAAAGGUCAUUGG